This is a messenger RNA of Lepisosteus oculatus (spotted gar), 4562 nucleotides long. Its product is annotated as electrogenic aspartate/glutamate antiporter SLC25A13, mitochondrial. NCBI's taxonomy places the organism in Eukaryota, Metazoa, Chordata, Actinopteri, Semionotiformes, Lepisosteidae. The record is from RefSeq and is a predicted model, not a curated record. Gene Ontology annotation, molecular function: calcium ion binding; L-glutamate transmembrane transporter activity; L-aspartate transmembrane transporter activity. Gene Ontology annotation, biological process: aspartate transmembrane transport; malate-aspartate shuttle; L-glutamate transmembrane transport.
GUGAGAUGAAACGUCAUCCAAAAAGCAGGAUGCAUCAAAUUUGAACAAGGUCAGCAGCUAAAUUUCCUCCCCUCUUAUUGCUAAAUUGUUUUUGGAGAGGAAACGAACAGGUGUGAUAGUCACUGUUUCUGGCAGGAGCCGUGCAGAUCAGAAUGGAAGAAAAGACAACAGAAGCGGUUGUGUUUCCCUGUGGUUCAUGAGGACAGAACAAGACAAAGGGCUCUCAGAGGACCACCUAGAGAUGAGAGGCUGUCCUCCUCUACAGGGCACAAGUUCGUAGCAGGACUGUACUUUGCUCGCUUGGAACUUUAAAGGUGGCGAAGGGGUGAAGAGUAUAACAAUGAGCUCACUCUGAGCACAGCACUGCAUUUCACCAUCGUCACGCCUGCCUUCAGGAUGAACUCGUGAUGCAGGCAGGACCGCAGGGGGAAGGAAAAAAAUGUUGUGUUUUUAAAUCCAAAGGACUCUUCUUUGUCAGAAUUCAGGCACCCCUCCUUAACCGUGAGGUGGUUUUACCCAAGCGAGCUGAUCCAGCUGAGCUGAAGUCCAUAUUUUUGAAGUAUGCAAGUAUUCAGAAAAACGAUGACCGGUUCAUGUCCCCUGAAGAUUUCGUGGCUCAUUUUCUUCAUGCGCGCACGGACAUGAAACUGUCCCUGAAGGCUGUGGAGCUGCUGGCAGGGGUUGUGGAUCAGACAAAAGAUGGGAUGAUUUCUUUUCAGGAGUUCCUGGCAUUUGAGUCAGUGCUGUGUGCACCAGAUGCCCUGUUUCUGGUCGCUUUCCAGCUGUUUGAUAAAACAGGCAAUGGGGAGACAACUUUUGAGGAUGUGAAGCAGGUUUUCAGCCAGACCACAAUUCAUCAGCACAUUCCGUUUAACUGGAAUUCGGACUUCAUGCAGCUGCACUUUGGCAGGGAUCACAAGAAGCACCUCACAUACUCUGAGUUCACACAGUUUCUCCUGGAAAUGCAGCUUGAGCAUGCAAGACAAGCAUUUUUACAGAGGGAUAAAGCCAAGACUGGAACCAUCACAGCACUGGAUUUCAGGGACAUUAUGGUCACAAUCCGACCUCACAUGCUGACGCCAUUUGUAGAAGAGUGCCUAGUUGCUGUUGCUGGUGGCACUGCUUCCCACCAGGUCAGCUUUUCCUACUUUAAUGGCUUUAAUUCUCUGCUGAACAACAUGGAACUCAUUAGGAAGAUCUACACAACACUGGCUGGCAGUAGGAAAGAUGUUGAAGUCACUAAAGAGGAGUUUAUUCUAGCAGCUCAGAAAUUUGGGCAGGUGACCCCCAUGGAGGUAGACAUUCUGUUCCAGCUGGCUGACCUGUCCAGACCACGUGGGCGUGUUGGGUUAGCAGACAUUGAAAGAAUUGCACCAUUAGAAGAAGGGACUCUACCAUACAACCUGGCAGAGGCACAGAAGCAGCAGUCUGCGGGAGAUGUGUCUCGGCCUAUUCUGGUCCAGGUAGCAGAGUCAGCCUACAGGUUUUCUCUUGGUUCAGUUGCUGGAGCAGUCGGAGCCACUGCUGUCUAUCCAAUCGACCUGGUGAAAACCCGCAUGCAGAACCAGAGAACUUCGGGCUCCUUUGUGGGAGAGCUGAUGUACAAGAACAGCUUUGAUUGCUUCAGGAAAGUUCUGCGCUAUGAAGGCUGCUUUGGCCUGUACAGAGGCCUUUUACCACAGCUCCUGGGUGUGGCACCAGAAAAAGCCAUUAAACUUACAGUGAAUGAUUUUGUGAGAGGGAAGUGUAUUCAGAGAGAUGGCUCUGUUCCGGUGAUGGCAGAAAUUCUUGCGGGGGGUUGUGCUGGGGGCUCGCAGGUCAUCUUUACAAACCCUCUGGAGAUCGUGAAGAUCCGCUUGCAGGUGGCUGGGGAGAUCACGACCGGACCACGAGUCAGCGCACUGUCAGUCAUAAGAGACCUGGGCUUCUUUGGGCUCUAUAAGGGUGCAAAGGCCUGCUUUCUGCGCGAUAUUCCUUUCUCGGCCAUUUACUUCCCCUGCUACGCUCACGCCAAAGCUGCUUUUGCUGAUGAGGACGGUCAAGUGGGCGCUGGGAGUCUGCUGCUUGCGGGAGUCUUAGCUGGUAUGCCUGCAGCCUCCUUAGUGACACCUGCUGACGUAAUCAAGACAAGGUUACAAGUGGCAGCUCGGGCCGGACAGACCACUUACACCGGCGUCACUGACUGCUUCCGCAAGAUCCUCAGAGAAGAGGGUCCCAGGGCUUUCUGGAAAGGCGCUGGAGCCCGAGUGUUCCGCUCCUCCCCUCAGUUCGGUGUCACACUUCUUACCUAUGAGCUGCUGCAGAGGUGGUUUAAUGUCGACUUUGGCGGACACAAACCGAGUGGCACCGAACCCUGUCCUAAACCUCGAAUCAGCCUGCCAGAACCGAAUCCAGAUCACGUUGGAGGUUUUAAGUUGGCCUUGGCUACGUUUGCUGGAAUCGAAAGAAAGUUUGGACUCCAGUUGCCCCGUUUUGAGGCGCCAGUGCCCUCGUUGCCAGCUCGGUCUUAAUGGCCUGGGAGAUCAGCACUGGUUUCCAGUCGCACACCGAACCCAGCAGUCACUUGGCUGCACUGUUUCAGCUGCUGGGGCAUCAGAGAGCUUCCUUUCAACUCAAUACUGUGAAUUCAUAUUGUGGCUAUUCUAAUAUUCAUUUCUUAAAAAGAACUGGAAUAUAGUUAAUAACAUGCUGUAUUUUAAUCCUUACUGUUAUUUAUUCCAGGUGUAGUAUGAGACCUAUUUAAGGAACUCAUUUAUAUUCUUUUCUUUUCUGAUAUUUCUGAACACUGUGCUGCUGGUAGAGCUGCCUCCCUGCCUUAGUCACCAGGCAUAGCCCAUGUCCUGUUAAAAGUGCGUUGGGUGACUGAUAAGCCAAUAAUACUUGUAUUAACAAGACAGUACGGCAUUGAUGCUGUUAAGAUAAAGAAUGAUAAUGAUGAUGAAUUGUCAAGUGUUUACUAGAAUGUCUUUCAUAUGCAUAAGAGAACAUGUCUCAUAGCCCUUGAGCCAGAACCCAGCUCUGUUAAUAGACUGAUAAUGUUGCUGUUCUUAAAGAAGCUGGGAUGUAAUUUGCUUCAGUGGUGAAAAUAAAACCAUGUCAAGCAAGCAGUACAAGGACAUCUCAAGCAUGAUAAGUAAGGCCUGAGAAAAGAAAAGUAUAUUUCUGAACCUCUCAUCGACUUGUCUUUGUCACUGUUCUGUUAGGCAUGUGAGUCAUUUGUGUUAAACUGUGAAUGAUAAAAAACGUUUAAAAAGUAAACUUAAUCAUUUAACCACUUGAAUAUAUAUUAAUUUUUAAUUGUCAAUCAAAAAAUGUUUUUGUUUUUAAUGUCUUUCUUAGCCUUUUAACAUUUCUAGCAAUAUCAUUUUCGUCUUUUUAACACAAUAAAAAAUGUCUGACAUCCUGAUGUACCACAUGAGAUGAUUUCAUUGGUUUGUUAGUGAAGAAUUUCCCAGCACUGAUCAUGGAGAUGCCAAACAUACUCCCGUUCCUUUUUUCUUAAUUGACAUCUUAUUGAAGCAAGUGGCUUGAUUAGAACCUUUUUCAUGCUUUUUUUCCUACUCUGUGUUCGAAGGUAAGCUCCAAGAUAUGUAUACAGUUUUAAGAGCACAGCCUGGAAUGAAGGGCUCCCCUCACCAGUACUGAUACUGUGCCAGUCAGGCUUGCUGGUUGCCACAGUUAGACUCUUCUAGCUCUGUCCUCUAAUAUACGAAGGGAUAUCACACUGUUGAAGGACUUUAUUAAUGAGGGUACCAAGCUGCCUGAUUUAUGGCAGUACUUCAAUGAAUACACACCUCCAGAAGCACAGAUAAAACAGCCCACUUUGGAGCCCUCACUAAACGUUUAUACACUGGGGCUAGCCCACUUACCAACCCAAACCACUGUCAGGCAGAACAUAAAAAAUAUCUUAUUAGUCAUCUUAUUCCAACGGCUUACUACUACUCCAACUGCUGUUUUCCUCUCUUUUCCCUAUGGAUUCUGGAAGUCACUGCUCAACCUGCUCUCCACACAGACCUGAGCUUUGUCCUCAAAAGACACAUGAGCUGAGCCUGCCACACCCUUAUAUACACACCAAGGCGUGCUCAGUAGGGAAGGGAUGUGCCAUGUAAACUAAGAUAGCCAUCUUGGUAGUUCUGUGGCCUCCCGGGAGUAGCAGAUAUUCUCAACACUGUUGAAACAAGAACGACUGGAAUCCUUCUGGGAAAGGCAAUACCAACAUAAGAAAAAGGCCACCUGGCCUAACUAGCUUAUUGCAUUGCUAGAAAUUAAAUCGGAGCAUCUCACUCAGCUGUUUCUUGAAAGCAUCCAGUGUAUCAGUUUCACCAAAAUAACUGCGCAGCUUGUUCCAGGCUCUAUGUAUAACAAAAUGCCUCGUGUUGUCAGUUGUAAACGUACUUCCCUAUAGUUUCCACCCAUGGUUUGUUUUUCUUUUAGUUCUCAUGAGCAAUGGGUUGACUGUUAAUUACCUUUGAGGAUUUUUCCACUAAUGGAACCAGGUUCUCUAGUACUUUUCCUCUGUUUAAGAUUAAAAUGAUUACAUUCUUUUUAGCCUUUCGGUGUAG